This is a messenger RNA of Prunus avium (sweet cherry), 788 nucleotides long. Its product is annotated as mediator of RNA polymerase II transcription subunit-like protein. NCBI's taxonomy places the organism in Eukaryota, Viridiplantae, Streptophyta, Magnoliopsida, Rosales, Rosaceae. The record is from RefSeq and is a predicted model, not a curated record. Gene Ontology annotation, cellular component: mediator complex. Gene Ontology annotation, biological process: regulation of DNA-templated transcription.
AGGUUCAAGUGGAAGAGGGAAAUUCUCAGCAAAAGAGAAAAACGGAGAAGAGGGAAAGAAAGGAUACUCAACACUGAAAGAGAGAGAGCACGAGAGAACGAGGAAGGCUGAACUUUCUACACUGAAUGAGAUUGUUUCGUCAUAUCAAGCUUUGAUUUCAGUCUCACCCAAGGCUAAGGUGUUGGUUAUCUUUCACAUGGCUGAGAGACAAGCGGCAGAUCAGCAGCAGCAUCAAAUUGAUGCCCAGAUGCAAUCCCCACAGCCUCCAAGGGAAGACAUGGUUGCCUGUGUGAUAGCACUGGAGGCUGCUUUGCUUCCAUGCUUGCCUGCCAGAGAGCUUCAAGCAAUUGACCGGUCUCCCCACCCUUCUCAUCAGAUUGAUGUAGAGAGGCAUGCCAGAGAUUUUAUGGAAGCUGCCAAAAAGCUUCAAUUAUAUUUUAUUGGUCUACAACGUGAGGAUCAGCCAACCAAGGCCGAACAACUUAGAAAGGAGAUUGAUGCGAUGGCAGAGGAGUUGAGGAUAAAGACUGAGCUUAUCAAGAAGCAUGAAAGGUUGAUCCAAGGGUGGAAGAAGGAUCUGAAAGACCAAUUGGACAAGCACAACACUGAGCUUGAGAGGGUGUAGUUACUUGAGCAAUAAAAUUGUAUCAUUCCAUUUGUUGGUAGAUCAUUUGGAUCCAUAAUGAUUUUGCUUCAAUGGUCUCUUGUAAAAAUUAUGAUCUGUUACAUCCAAAUCGGCUACGUAAUUUACAAUAUGAACCUAAAAGAUCAAAGUGGUUUUGUUUCCA